AUGCAAGCGCCCGUGCCAGUCACGCUGCGUACGUUCAAUGAGCCGGUGAAGGCAUGUGGUGCUCCAUUGGCCACUACGUCAUCCGCGCCAAGUUUGUCUCACGAUGUGGUGCGGCCGUUGUUUCUAGGAUCAUUGGUGCUUGGCCUUCUACCAUCGAUUCCGCAGCGCCGGAAAUACAAAGUCGUGCCACUGGCAGAGGAGGAAAGCAAAUCGGAGGCUCCUGCGCCAAGUGAAUCUUCCUCAGAUGCAGGCCGUGUCAAGACAGUGGUUCAGCGCCUCACCAAUGCAGAGACUUCGCUCCAGCGCUGGAGUUAUGUGGCAGAGGUGAUCUAUACCUGGCUGGGAUUGAUCUCCUUAUCCGUGGCUGGCUGGGCCACUUAUUCUCUGGGAGGUCUUCGGAUCUUCAAUACCGCAGGGGGCUUGGGCAUUGUAUCAGUGGGCUUGAGUGUGGCGUGCUCCCUAGUUGGCUGGUUCCAAGCACGCAGCUGCAGGCACCUGGGCCGCCGCUGUGGCAUGGCGGCUGGCUCCCUGGAGCCUGGAGGACCGGUGAAUCCCAAGAUGUCGCUCCCUGCUCUAGCUGCCAUUGAAGCCAACCUCCGGGCACGGCAACGCACCGCAGCGCUGGGAGCGUUGUUCGCCGUGGUGGGACUGCAGAGCAUGGUUGGCCUCAUGGUGACCAAGGUGCUGGCUACCUCCGGCGGCUUCUCACCAUCACCAGGCAUCAAUCUUGACAUUUUUACCCUACUGGCGGUAUCCAACUCUGCCCUUGGGCAUGUGCUUGCGGGUGGUCUUGCAGCAGUGCAGCAAGGCUCCUUGCCCAAGAUCUCUAGCAGCUCGACGGAUCCCUUCCAGGGCUGGGCGCGCUGA
Messenger RNA from Cladocopium goreaui, 867 nucleotides. Lineage: Eukaryota; Dinophyceae; Suessiales; Symbiodiniaceae. The record is from the annotation of a GenBank genome assembly.